Messenger RNA from Durusdinium trenchii, 1267 nucleotides. The record is from the annotation of a GenBank genome assembly. Lineage: Eukaryota; Dinophyceae; Suessiales; Symbiodiniaceae.
GGACACGUGCUUACCAACAUAUUGCCGGCGUUGUUGGCAUACACGGACAGGCUUUGCUUGCCUUUGUCGCUGCAGCCUUGCUGUUCCUGCGGGGCAGUUGGCUCCUGGUAGAAAGUCCAAAGCUAUGCCAGGUCAUCUCGUGGUUUGUCCUGGGGGCCAUCUUGAGCUUAUGCUGGAUGCUCCAUCCUGCAACAGGCCCAUCGCUCGAGCAUUUUGAUAUGGAAACAUGCGUGAGCUGCGUAUUGGCUGCUGCCUGCUAUGGCGGCAUUCUUUUUGCUUUAUUGCCCGAAGCAGGCUGCUACACUGUGGGGGUUGGCGCUAGUCUUUGUGUGAGUGUAUUUGCAAUCCGCCUGGCAUAUUCUUCCAGGGUGCUUCAUGUUGCAGAUGGGCAGUCCUUCAUGCCGCUUCAUUUCUUGGUGGGAAUCCUGGGUGGCUAUUGGUGUAGCUGCCGCAGAAAGCAGGCCUUGGAUUUCUUCUUUUCUGCAGGAGGAAGUGCUGUCAUGGCUUUGACACUUCAAUGGUGGCUGAUCGACACUUUGACACUUUUUCUGCCGGAAUCGAAUGACAACACGAAUGAAAACACGAAAACAGCUUUGGAUCAUUUCUUUCGGCUGUGGAGCGGUCCGAUCGCAUCAGAGUCUCAUUUGUGGGAUUCUAUCACCUGCUGGUUGUUCUUGAUUAUGUGGAGCGCUAUGUUUCUGCUUGGUGGUCGUGUACAACGAAUACUUCAACUCACUGAAGGAGAAAGGCUCCAAGAAAGACAAUGGAAGCUUCAGCAGUGGUUCCAGGAUCAACUUCGGAAGGCACCAAGGAAUUGUGACAGAGUACCACGAUGGCCAGGCACACAACACAGAGCGGAGGAUGACGGAGACAAUGGAGACCAUACAGAUGGCAGACAGGUUUCGGGAACAUCAGAGGAUAGGGACCUUAGGGAGGAGGAGGAUUUUGGCAUGUAUUUGCUUCCAAAAGACCUUGAAUCUAUGAAAUUGAAGCGUGCCAAGAGCAUCCCUUGCUUUAGUACUCGCUCACAAACUGUCAUACCUCUUCGACAAUCAAGUUUGCCUGUUGCAGCAGUUGCACGACAAAGCCAUUCUGAUUUGUCGCCUUGGCCAUAAGAGCCCUGCCAUUGAACCAAUUAAAUUCGGAACCUGUGCAGCUUCACCCAGGACCUUAGUUGCCGCUUUAGCUUGCAAUUUAGCUUAAUUGAGCCGAAAUGUCAGAUUGGAAUUUUAACCACAACACUGCAACGCCAGAGCUGGAGAUAAAA